AUGUCCCUGGGUCUGGAUCCGUGUGUUCCAGCACAGAGCGGCCCUUUUAGGGAGGCUCCUGUGGGGGAGGCUCCUGUAGUGGAGGCUCCUGUGGGGGAGGCUCCUGUAGUGGAGGCUCCUGUGGGGGAGGCUCCUGUAGUGGAGGCUCCUGUGGGGGAGGCUCCUGUAGUGGAGGCUCCUGUGGGGGAGGCUCCUGUAGUGGAGGCUCCUGUGGGGGAGGCUCCUGUAGUGGAGGCUCCUGUGGGGGAGGCUCCUGUAGUGGAGGCUCCUGUGGGGGAGGCUCCUGUAGUGGAGGCUCCUGUGGGGGAGGCUCCUGUAGUGGAGGCUCCUGUGGGGGAGGCUCCUGUAGUGGAGGCUCCUGUGGGGGAGGCUCCUGUAGUGGAGGCUCCUGUGGGGGAGGCUCCUGUAGUGGAGGCUCCUGUAGUGGAGGCUCCUGUGGGGGAGGCUCCUGUAGUGGAGGCUCCUGUGGGGGAGGCUCCUGUAGUGGAGGCUCCUGUGGGGGAGGCUCCUGUAGUGGAGGCUCCUGUAGUGGAGGCUCCUGUGGGGGAGGCUCCUGUGGGGGAGGCUCCUGUGGGGGAGGCUCCUGUAGUGGAGGCUCCUGUGGGGGAGGCUCCUGUAGUGGAGGCUCCUGUGGGGGAGGCUCUUGUAGUGGAGGCUCCUGUGGGGGAGGCUCCUGUAGUGGAGGCUCCUGUGGGGGAGGCUCCUGUGGGGGAGGCUCCUGUAGUGGAGGCUCCUGUGGGGGAGGCUCCUGUAGUGGAGGCUCCUGUGGGGGAGGCUCCUGUGGGGGAGGCUCCUGUGGGGGAGGCUCCUGUGGGGGAGGCUCCUGUAGUGGAGGCUCCUGUGGGGGAGGCUCCUGUGGGGGAGGCUCCUGUGGGGGAGGCUCCUGUGGGGGAGGCUCCUGUAGUGGAGGCUCCUGUAGUGGAGGCUCCUGUAGUGGAGGCUCCUGUAGUGGAGGCUCCUGUAGUGGAGGCUCCUGUAGUGGAGGCUCCUGUAGUGGAGGCUCCUGUGGGGGAGGCUCCUGUAGUGGAGGCUCCUGUAGUGGAGGCUCCUGUGGGGGAGGCUCCUGUGGGGGAGGCUCCUGUGGGGGAGGCUCCUCCUACCCUACACCUACUCUACCCUACACCUACUCUACCCUACACCUACCCUACACCUACCCCUACCCCACACCUACUCUACCCUACUCCUACUCUACCCUACACCUACUCUACACCUACCCUACCCUACACCUACUCUACACCUACCCUACACCUACUCUACCCUACACCUACUCUACACCUACCCUACACCUACUCUACCUUACACCUACUCUACACCUACCCUACACUUAUCCUACCCUACACCUACUCUACACUACACCUACUCUACACCUACUCUACUCUACCCUACCCUACCCUACACCUACUCUACCCUACCCUACACCUACUCUACCUUACACCUACUCUACACCUACCCUACACUUAUCCUACCCUACACCUACUCUACACUACACCUACUCUACACCUACUCUACUCUACCCUACCCUACCCUACACCUACUCUACCCUACCCUACACCUACACCUACCCUACUCUACACCUACUCUACACCUACCCUACCCUACACCUACUCUACCCUACACCUACCCUACUCUACACCUACUCUACCCUACCCUACCCUACACCUACCCUACUCUACACCUACCCUAUACCUACUCUACCCUACACCUACUCUACACCUACUCUACUCUACACCUACCCUACACCUACUCUACACCUACCCUAUACCUACUCUACCCUACACCUACUCUACACCUACUCUACCCUACACCUACUCUACACCUACUCUACCCUACACCUACUCUACCCUACACCUGAUCUACACCUACCCUACACCUACUCUACCCUACCUCUACACCUACUCUACCCUACACCUACUCUACACCUACCCUAUACCUACUCUACUCUACACCUACUCUACCCUACAUCUACCCUACCCUACACCUACUCUACCCUACCCUACACCUACUCUACCCCUACCCUACACCUAUUCUAUCCUACACCUACUCUACUCUACUCUACACUUACUCUACUCUACCCUACACCUACUCUACACCUACCCCACACCUACUCUACACCUACUCUACCCUACACAUACUUUACUCUACCCUACACCUACUGUACACCUACCCUACACCUACUCUACCCUACCCUACACCUACUCUACCCUACACCUACUCUACCUUACCCUACACCUACUCUACCCUACCCUACACCUAUCCUACACCUUCCCUACAAAUACUCUACCCUGA
Knipowitschia caucasica is the source of this 2286-nucleotide messenger RNA. The record is from the annotation of a GenBank genome assembly. Lineage: Eukaryota; Metazoa; Chordata; Actinopteri; Gobiiformes; Gobiidae.